Trachemys scripta elegans is the source of this 2004-nucleotide messenger RNA. RefSeq names its product alpha-1-inhibitor 3-like. Lineage: Eukaryota; Metazoa; Chordata; Testudines; Emydidae. The coding region runs from base 451 to 1251 and encodes 266 amino acids. The transcript is spliced from 6 exons. The record is from RefSeq and is a predicted model, not a curated record.
CAGUGGCUAUUAGCCAGGAUGGGGAGGGAUGGUAUCCCUAGCCUCUGUUUCCCAGAAACUGGGAAUGGGAGACUGGGCACACUGGGAGACAAGGUGGUCGGGGAAGGGAAAUCAGCCCAGUGCUCUCUAGAAGAAGAGAGCAGUUUGUGCUAGGAAGGUGUGUGCUGUGAGGUGAAAGCUGCUUCAUCAGAGGGGGAAGCUCAAACACCCUUCCCAGACCACCUCCUCCCAGGUGAAUGGUACCAUGGCUGUGGUAUGUGCAGCUGUGUUUCAUUUAGGGAGGUGGCUUAGGGAGAGCUGGGCUGGGGAAGCAGAGACUGGAAACCUCCCGGUGCUCUGUGCUCAUUGUGUUUCCUUACCUCUGCUCUGGCUGUUGGGGAAUUAUAGGGUGCAGUGGAGGAAGGACUUGGGCUGAGCACUGCCAUUACCACAGCCCUCAUUCGCUCGGGGAUGCAGCAGUCGGACCCAGUCUUGCAGAAAGCUCUGAAGUGCCUAAAGGAACUAGUCAGUGCUGAUCCUGGCAGUUCCAGCCUCUACAGCCAGGCACUAGCAGCAAUUGCCUUUGCUCUGGCUGGGGAUGAGGUAAUGAGGAAAGAAAUAGUAAACAGAUUGGAUCAAUCAGCCAUCCUAGCAGAUGGGCAUAUGUAUUGGACCCAGCAGCCCAAACCAAAGGAGGGUUCCAUGUACUGGUAUCGGGCUCCGUCCGUUGAUGUGGAGCUGACAUCUAGCAACCUCAUGGUUCAUCUCUUGAAGCCAAACUUAUCUUCUGCUGACAUCAGAAGAGCGUCCCAGAUCGUGAGCUGGCUCACCAAGCAGCAGAAAUCCUAUGGAGGCUUUGCCUCAACCCAGGGCACUGUGGUUGCCCUUGAAGCCUUAGCCUUGUAUGGCCUCAAGACCUACAGCAAAGAUGGCCCUGACCUCCAUGCUUCCAUCUCCUCUGAGGGCUUCAGCCAUGAGAUCCAGGUGAACGACACCAACCAGCUUCUGCUGCAGACGGUGCAGCUGCCAGCCAUCCCCAGCAGCUACACAGUGCAGGCUCAGGGCCACAGGUGCCUGUUCCUCCAGGCAUUUUCUUUAACUGAAAAUAGAAAACAAACCCAAACAAAGACUCCAGCAUGGAACAUCUGUCUCCACGGAGUCUCGCCUGCAUGCAGGCAAGAUUGGGACAGUCAGCUGCUGACAGCUUUCCAACAGUCCUUUGUCAGUCAUGUCCCACUGAUGUCAGAUACCAUAGUGAGAGAUUAUGGGUGACGGGCCUAAUCAGUUGCCAGAACCAGGGAACUCGCAUCUGCUGGUCAUGCACCAACAUCAUCCCUGUGGGAUCCCAUCAUUCUCCAGUGACCAUCAAACCAACCUUGCAUGCAAUUGUUUUAAUUCUUUUCCUUGGGCAAUUCCCCAGCUUAAAUUGACUUGAAGCCAAAGACACCCUCCCCCUGGAAAGAAAAGUCAGACAGGAACUGUCAGCUGGGCAGGAAGCCAUAAUCCAAGCUCCCCAGCCAGAAGCUGCUCCAUGAAUCCCGCACAGGUUCCCCACAAUGCAGCACAGUCAUUGCUUUCCGAAGGCUGCAGGAAUGUUAUCGAGCUGUGGUGGGAGUCACUGCUGGAGGCCUCGCUUCCAUCCAGCCUCCUCCCCCUGCACUGAAAGACAGGGCAGAGCCAUUACCCAGCAGACAGGGGGCAGCAGCUCACCUCAAAUACUUGGGAGAUUCUGUCCCCCUUGGUAUCAUCUGGGAAAGCAGCUCGGCUGCUGUGUUAGUGAAGGCAGGCAGGAUGGGUGUGAUCCAGCCCAACCAUUCCCCUUGGCCUCAGUGGACUUUGGCGCAGGCCCUGCCUUGGCCAGCAGUGGGUGGGCUCCUGAGCUCCUUGGUCAGACUUCUGUUUUAGAUCCAGCCCCAGUGAAGUGCUUCCUGGAGUCAGCGGCGGCUCCAGGCACCAGCGCUCCAAGCGCGUGCCUGGGGCGGCAAGCUGCGGGGGGCGCCCUGCUGGUCCCUGCAAGGGCAGCAG